GCCGCAGAAGCUGGCUGAGCCCUGCCCAGCAGCAAGUGUGGGGUUGGGGGCGGGGGGCGGGGCUCAGCAGCCCGGGCGGCCAGGCCUGGACGGGGCGGGGGAGGCCAUGGCCUCCGCGGAGUUGCAGGGGAAGUACCAGAAGCUGGCUCAGGAGUACUCGAAGCUUCGAGCUCAGAAUCAGGUCCUGAAGAAGGGUGUUGUGGAUGAGCAGGCCAGUUCUGCUGUUCUAAAGGAGCAACUGAAAAUGAAGGACCAGUCAUUGAGAAAACUACAACAGGAAAUGGACAGUCUGACAUUUCGAAAUCUGCAGCUUGCCAAGAGAGUGGAACUCCUUCAAGAUGAGCUAGCACUAAGUGAAUCUCGAGGCAAGAAAAAUAAGAAAGGUGGAGAGCCUGCUUCUCAGUUGAGUCAAGAGCAGAAGAGUGUGUUUGAUGAAGAUCUGCAAAAGAAAAUCGAGGAGAACGAGCGGCUGCAUAUACAGUUUUUUGAAGCGGACGAGCAACACAAGCAUGUAGAGGCUGAGUUGAAGAGUCGGCUGGCCACUCUGGAAACCGAAGCUGCUCAGCACCAAGCUGUGAUUGAUGGUCUGACCCGGAAGUACAUGGAGACCAUUGAGAAACUACAGAACGACAAGGCUAAGCUGGAAGUAAAAUCUCAGACUCUAGAAAAGGAGGCCAAGGAGUGUCGACUUCGAACAGAAGAAUGUCAAUUACAGUUGAAGAAUCUUCAUGAAGAUUUGUCAGGUAGAUUAGAGGAAUCCUUAUCAAUCAUCAACGAGAAAGUACCUUUUAAUGACACAAAGUAUCAUCCAUACAACGCUCUCAACGUUCCUCUGCACAACAGGAGACAUCAGCUGAAGAUGCGGGAUAUAGCUGGGCAGGCCCUGGCUUUUGUUCAAGAUCUCGUGCCGGCUCUUCUGAACUUUCACACCUAUACAGAACAGAGGAUUCAGAUUUUUCCUGUGGAUUCUGCCAUAGACACUAUAUCACCUUUGAAUCAGAAGUUCUCCCAGUACCUUCAUGAAAAUGCGUCCUAUGUCCGCCCCCUAGAGGAAGGGAUGCUGCAUUUAUUCGAGAGUAUUACUGAGGAUACUGUCACUGUCCUGGAGACAACUGUGAAAUUAAAGAUGUUUUCAGAUCACUUAACUUCCUAUGUACGCUUCCUUAGGAAGAUCCUUCCUUACCAGUUAAAAAGCCUAGAAGAAGAAUGUGAAUCUUCCCUUUGCACACCUGCACUGAAAGCCAGGAACCUGGAGCUAUCCCAGGAUGUGAAGCGGAUGACAGCCGUGUUCGAGAAGUUGCAAACGUACAUCACUCUCCUUGCCCUGCCAAGCACUGAGCCAGAUGGACUCCUUCGGGCAAACUACACAUCCGUCUUAACAAAUGUUGGCGCAGCUCUGCAUGGGUUUCACGACGUCAUGAAAGACCUUUCCAAACACUACAGUCAGAAGGCUGCCAUAGAGCAUGAGCUUCCAACAGCAACUCAGAAGCUGGUGACGACAAAUGACUGUGUCCUUUCCUCAGCAGUGGCAUUAACAAAUGGAGCAGGGAAGAUUGCAUCUUUCUUCAGCAACAACAUGGACUACUUCAUUGCUUCACUGAGCUAUGGGCCCAAGACAGCCAGUGGAUUCAUUAGUCCCGUUUCAGCUGAAUGCAUGCUCCAGUACAAGAAGAAAGCUGCUGCCUACAUGAGGGCUUUGAGAAAGCCCCUUGCAGAGUCCGUGCCUUAUGGAGAAGCAGUGGCAAACCGCCGAGUACUUCUCAGCUCCACUGAGAGUCGGGAAGGCCUGGCACAGCAGGUUCAACAGAGUUUGGAAAAGAUUUCGAAACUGGAACAGGAAAAAGAACAUUGGAUGCUAGAAGCACAGUUAGCCAAAAUCAAGCUGGAGAAAGAAAACCAGCGGAUGGCAGAUAGGCUGAGGAGUACAAGCAGUGCACAGCUGCUUGGGCUGGUCCAGGAAAAUGCCACUGUGUCCACAACUCCCUGCCAGGAGGAAGCUGCAGCCAAGGUCCCGUCAGAGCCUGUGCAGAGCGCCAGUCUGAUUGGGAUUUUAACCAGGAUGUCAGACAGUGAGGUCCCGGAUGUGGAGUCCCGUGAAGACCUAAUUAAGAAUCACUACAUGGCCAGGAUAGCGGAGCUCACGUCUCAGCUGCAGCUGGCUGACAGUAAGUCAGUGCACUUCUACGCCGAGUGCCGAGCGCUGUCCAAGAGACUAGCCCUGGCGGAGAAGUGUAAGGAGACGCUGACAGAGGAGAUGAAGCUAGCCAGUCAGAACAGCAGCAGGCUUCAGGAUGAGCUGACGACCACCAAGAGGAGCUACGAGGACCAGUUAAGCAUGAUGAGUGACCACCUGUGCAGCAUGAACGAGACCCUGUCCAAGCAGAGGGAGGAGAUUGACACGCUGAAGAUGUCCAGUAAGGGAAAUUCUAAGAAGAACAGGAAUCGAUAGUUGUCGAGGAGCUGGGCAGUGACUGGACUGUGCCGUCCAGACCGACUACAGCUGCUGCCCGGAGUCCCCGGGCAGACUCCACAACCAAGCGCUUGUGGCCUCCAGGAAGCUGAAGUGCCAUUGGACCUAGUAAACUAGCCAGUGUUGUCCGUGACCUUGAGACAUUUGAAGUACAUUUGUAAACAGCAAGGCAAAUACAGAAUUUGAUGUUGACAGUCAAAUGGAAAACAAUAGACAUAACCAUGGAUAUUGUAAGUUUCCUUAUGCUGUUUUUACUGUGCACUUUUUGAAAUUAGGAUUUAAUUUCAGUAUGUAAGAACAACAAAUAUUUUGUAUAUUUUCAAACUCAAUUAUAUGGUAAUGGAUUUGGUAUCUAUGGUAUAGAUAUAUGUUUCUGGAUAAAAUGCUUAAAUUGUCAGAUGUCAUUAUUUCCUGAAUUGUCAUUUCUUAUAAUUGAUAAUUGAAAGAUGUCUCAGAUUCUUUUUAAACAUUCUCUCCUUCUCCCCAUCCCCCCUUUCUUCCCUCCCUCAUUUCCUCCACCCCUUCUCUUCCCCCAUCUCCUCCUCCCUCCUUCCCUCUCCUUCCCUCCAUCCCUUGGAGGUGACAAGGAGGUGACAAGCCUCGAGCCUCGAAUCCUUUAGAGCCCUUGGGUUUGCUGUCAUGUCUGCCUCUGUGCAGUGCACUCUGUGUUAGAAUAAUUGCUAACAGAAAUUCUGUCAAUAAAUUCAUACCCACAUGAACCUCUCA
Messenger RNA from Phodopus roborovskii (desert hamster), 3196 nucleotides. RefSeq names its product protein phosphatase 1 regulatory subunit 21 (gene Ppp1r21). The coding region runs from base 107 to 2449 and encodes 780 amino acids. The record is from RefSeq and is a predicted model, not a curated record. Gene Ontology annotation, cellular component: membrane; early endosome. Lineage: Eukaryota; Metazoa; Chordata; Mammalia; Rodentia; Cricetidae. The transcript has 22 exons.